AUGGCGACGGUUAUCCAGGAUGCUCUGAGGGCGGCGGAGCAAGUCACGGAGCAGGUGGCCGAGGGCGUGGCCAAGCACAUUGCCGGCGACUCCGAGGACCUUUACUCGACUGACGGGUACACGUCAGACGAAGACGACUACGAAUACGACUCUCUGGCCGAGCUCAGUGCCCAACAACAGUGGGAGCAGAGCGUCGACCAGAUCGAGCGGUUGUUCAGCCAGGUGGUGUUCCCGUUGAUCGGGAAGGCGUUGGGGCGCAAGUUCAGCCACUUGGUGUGGGGGCGGGUCGCCACCUGGUGGUGGGGGUAUUAUUAA
This is a messenger RNA of Diutina rugosa, 315 nucleotides long. RefSeq lists its product as uncharacterized. The record is from RefSeq and is a predicted model, not a curated record. Bases 1 to 315 code for a protein of 104 amino acids. Gene Ontology annotation, biological process: mitochondrial outer membrane translocase complex assembly; protein insertion into mitochondrial outer membrane. The transcript has a single exon. Gene Ontology annotation, cellular component: mitochondrial outer membrane. NCBI's taxonomy places the organism in Eukaryota, Fungi, Ascomycota, Pichiomycetes, Serinales, Debaryomycetaceae.